UACGUAUGAAAAUAGUAUAUAGGCUAUAAUUACUAGUCCACCAUGAAGCUUUAAAUGGACUUUAAUUGCAGACCAAUCACCUUCUGUAGAGCAGCGUUAGCCCCGCCCACUGACUUUAAUGUUGAAAGCUGAUAUGCUGAAACACAGAACAUGAUCAAAUAAAGUAAAUACCUAAUAUUUACUUUCCAUUACAGACUGCACACAUACACUUAUGCAUUUUAUUUAUUUAAGCAUUUAAGUAAUACUCAAUAAAUGUGCAAAGCUGUGAUAAAAAAAAAAAAAGUUUGUACCAAUGGGUUUUUUUUAUUAUUAUUUUUACCCAAGGAGGUCUAGGUUGGUGCUUUCUUUCCUUAACUAAUGAAAUAAUUAUUUGAAAACUGCUUUUGUAUUUACUCGGAUUAUAUUUAUCCAGUAGUUCAUUUUGUUUUAUGAUAUGAAAUGUUUAAGUUUGACCAAAAAAAAGCUGUUCUCCCUAAUCUGUAGGAAGGUAAACACUUCUUCACAGUGCUGUGCUUGUCUAUUACAUUUAUAUUUCAACUGUCAAAUAUGUGCAGAUAAAUUGCAUUUGGGUCUUAAUCUACAGAAUGCAGCUCUUAUUUCUUUACAUUUUUGCUCCUAUUUGAUACCUAUUUUCAAACCACAUAAAGUAGAGCAAUAAUUGUUUUUUUGCAUUAAACCUUAAGAGUUACACUUACUUAACGCUGUUUGCUUUCACGGGUUUAUAGUAAAAAGGCGAACGCAAACACGUCAGAGAAACCCAGGCGCGGGGUAAAUCCCUAUAGAUCAGGUACAUAUGGAUCAGGUAGAUUGUUUACAGCACUUCCUGGAUUGGAUCCUACGGAGCCCCCUAAGGAACACGAGGGAUUUUAUUUUUCUUUUGCGUUACGUCGCAAUAGGCUUUGCGUUCUCUCGCCACGAUGUACUGAUUGGUUAAUGAGGCAUAAUUUAAUGCUGUAAGCCUUUCUUACGGUGUCCAUUGUACUUUCUGCUUUGAUAUAAGGCUUUUGUGAAGUUUUUUCAUGAAAGUCGUUGGGAAAUAUCUGAAGUUUUAUAUAUUUUCUUUAGAAUGGAAAUGCACCACAAACCUAUGAUAUAAACUUGGUAAACUUUCCGUAAGAAGGAAAUAAAUAAAAGAUACAUCCAAACUAUUUGGACUAUAUCUGAGUUAUUAUCGCGGGGUAAUAAGUCAUCUGACAGUUUUGAUUGUGUCUCUUUGUGUUGGUAGUCUGAAUGGUUUAAUUUUUAUGCGCAGUUCCAUCCCAACUUUACUCAAACAGACACAAACAUGCUGAGAAUAAAUCGAUUUUCAAUCAGUUUUUUGCACCAAAGAGUUGAACACGGAGGCUCUUUAAAUGUACAUACAUUUAAAUUUUAAAUUGGCCUUUUUGUAGACAAAAUAGACCAGAAAAUAUUGCAAUAAGGAUGCUGCGAGAGAACGCAAAAGUUUUGCGAGGUAAUGCAAAAGAAAAAAAAAAAAAAAAAGAUAUUUAGGGGGUCUCCGUACACAGCAAUCAGUGACUUCAUUUCCGGCGGCGUGGAUUUUUUUUUAUUUUCGCUCACUUUUAGCAAACUCGCUCUCGACCAACACCCACCAAACAUCACAUACACUUAAUGCAGACACAGUUAUGAAACCACGCAGGGACAAGAAGCUUUCUUCUUUCUGCGAAGCUCUGGGGCUCACCGCAGCAGAUCAUGAUGACAAUGAAGUUUCCACGGAUUCUUCUGAUCCGGAUUUUGCCGACAGUGGAGAUGAAGCGGAUUUUCUUGAAGGCAUCGAUCCACUCCAUGAGGAUGAAGGUGAUUAUGUGGAGGAGAAGAAGGUCAAGGUGAAAGAGGAGAAGGAUGAUGUAGAGCAAAAGGACGAUAAAGAUGCUAUUGUACGUUCUGUCGUGGCGGGAGGAAAAGGGAGAAAAAGAAGUCGGAAGAGUCGGUUUAAGUUAAGUAAAAAAAAGCGCUCCAGGUCAGAGACGCACUCAAGUUAUAACGGCAGAUGGAAAACGGAAAAGGAGCCUGACCAUAUGCCACGUCCUCCACUCCAUUUCUUCCCAAAAAGAAAGCCAGGUGUGCAGCCACCACUUUCAUAUAGCAAAAGUAAUCCAUCUCCAUCAGAGCUAUUCAAAAUGUACUUCGACCAGACUACCAUCAAAAUUCUGUGUGUAAACACCAACAAAAAUGCAGCAAGACAUUUGGCUGCCGGGAAAAAAUGUAAAUGGACUGACAUCAAAGAAGGGGAAAUGUAUCAGUAUAUUGGGCUCACACUGUACAUGGGGAUUCUGAAACGGCCACAACUCAAAGAUUUCUGGAAAACCACCACAAUAUUUCAGGUUUUGUACCCCCCCAAAGUAAUGCCCAGAGAUCGGUUCAUAAACAUCACUGCCAACAUUCACAUGAGUGACCCUGUGGCUGAUGCUGUCAAUGACAGCAAGAAAGGCACCCCUGAAUAUGACUGUCUUCACAGACUGCGGCCCCUGUACAACAGUGUGCAGGUCGCCUGCAAAGCUGUGUACCAACCCCAGCAACACCUCUCUGUUGAUGAACGCAUGGUAGCCACAAAAGCAAAAAUUCGCCUGAAGCAAUAUAUGAAACGCAAGCCGACAAAGUGGGGGAUAAAACUUUUUGUGCUGUCUGACAACACAGGCUACACCAUUGACUUCCAGAUUUACACUGGGAAGGCCUCUGAGCCUUCUGGAAAGGGGAUGUCCUUUGAUGCCGUCAUGUCUCUCAUCAAAAAAGCCUACCUCGGAUCUGGGUACCAGAUUUACGGUGACAACUUUUACACCAGCCCAGCGCUGUUCAGUCACCUUUACGAGCUCGGCUUUGGAGCAUGCGGGACAUUCAGAAGCACGAGAAUCGGUAUCCCGAAAACAACCGAGAAUGCCCUGACAAAAAAAUCGCCACGAGGGUCUAUUAGAUGGAUCAGAGAGGGCCCUCUCCUUUUUGUCAAAUGGAUGAACAUAAGGGAGGUGAAUUUGUGUUCUACCCUACACACUGCCUUUUCAGGAGACACCAUCAAAAAAAUGGAAAAGGCUGGAGGAAAACUUCAAGAGCUCGAGUUUCCAGUGCCGCCAGCCGUCUUAGACUACAACCGCUACAUGGGGGGAGUGGACUUGUCAGACCAGCUGAUUGGCUCCUACUCUUCACGGCGAAAGAGCAGAAAGUGGUACAUGACGGUCCUGCACCAUUUCAUAGAUAUUGCUGUUACAAACAGCUAUCUACUUCACAAAGAGAUGUGUGGUAGACUGAAGGAGCGGGCAUUGACACACCAGCAAUUUUUUGAGCAGCUGACAACUGAGCUCUGUGGAGUCUCACCAACAGUCCAGAAGACGAGCUAUGACCAUUUGCCUGUUGCAAUCGUCGAGGGGGCAACUGGGUCGAAGAAAACAACUGAGGGGCGCAGAAGGUGCAGGAUUUGUAAAAGAUCUACUCCCUUCAUGUGUGAGGCAUGCAAACUUCCUCUGUGCGUCAUUGUGGACAGGAACUGCCACAAGGUCUACCACAGCUCCGGUGGUCGUGGUAAAAAAUAAUGUCCUUGUAAGAUGAUGAAUGGCACAAUGUCAUAUGUAGAACACGGACUGUGCUGAUGUAAAAACGUUUCUUUGUGUGUAUAUGUGAUUUAUUCAAACUGGGGCCAACAUACAAAGUACCGGAGACACUACUACUAUAAAAACGAGAAAUUACUUUGUUCUUGGUUAUCUAUGCACAUGUUUUUCUCUGUCAUACUGAUUGUUUGUUCUAUUGUUUUUUUAAAACUUGUUUGAAAUAAAAUAAAAAUGAAAACAUUUCUAUUAUUUUUUGCUACACAUUAUAG
Poecilia reticulata (guppy) is the source of this 3808-nucleotide messenger RNA. Lineage: Eukaryota; Metazoa; Chordata; Actinopteri; Cyprinodontiformes; Poeciliidae. The record is from RefSeq and is a predicted model, not a curated record.